Malania oleifera is the source of this 2398-nucleotide messenger RNA. RefSeq names its product pentatricopeptide repeat-containing protein At2g30780-like. The transcript has 2 exons. The coding region runs from base 109 to 1371 and encodes 420 amino acids. The record is from RefSeq and is a predicted model, not a curated record. Gene Ontology annotation, molecular function: protein binding; mRNA binding. Lineage: Eukaryota; Viridiplantae; Streptophyta; Magnoliopsida; Santalales; Ximeniaceae.
UUCUGAAGUUACUUCUCCACGAGCCACAGGGCCAAAACUAAUAAAGCCUAAUCCCUCCGCUCCGCUCUAUGCCGGGAGGGAGAGAGAGAGACAGAGAGGGGAAAAGAAAUGGCACUGGUCUGGAGGGUUUUAGCAGCCGCUAGAAGGGGCUUAAGGCCCCAGUUUCUGCUAAUUUCCUGUAGACAUAAACUUCUAGUCUGCCACAGCUCGGCAGUUCCUAGUUCUCUGCUUACCAGAUUGCUCCAAGAACCAAAUUCACGCAUCAGGACAGUAUUAGAUGCAGAGGAGAAUCUGACCCUGAAAAGCUCCGAAUUAUCGUGGGAUUCCCUUGUCACUGCCCUCGGAUCUUCCUCUCCUGAAAAAGCUCGGCUGGCCUUGGAAUGGAGAUUAGAGAAAAUGCUUAAAGACAAUGAGAGAGAUCACAAUCAUUUCACUGAAUUGAUAUCUCUUUGUGGGAAAAUCCAAAAUGUCCCACUUGCAAUGCAUGCCUUUGUGUCAAUGGAAGCUUAUGGAAUCGCACCAACUUCUGCUGUUUUCAAUGCCUUGAUCUUCGCUUGUUUGUCAUCACAUAAUUUAGUAACAGCCCUUAGCUUAUUUGAGAUCAUGGAAAACUCAGAGUGCUAUAAACCAAGUUCUGAUACUUACAAUACUUUCAUUUCGGCAUAUGCAAGCUGGGGAAAUGAUAAGGCCAUGCAAGCUUCAUACUUAGCCAAAAAGGCUGCUGGGUUCUCUGCUGACCUUGACACAUAUGAAUCUCUCAUUUCAGGUUGCUUUAAAUCAAAAAAUUUUGAUGGUGCUGAUAAAUAUUAUGAAGAAAUGAUGUUAUUUGGAAUAUCCCCUAACAUGCGUAUAUUGGAGAUUAUGAUCAAGGUGUUUUGUGAAAGGAAAAAUUAUGACAAAGUCAAAGAGUUCUUGAAGCUCAUGCUGCAUGGCGGUUGGGAGAUUAAUGGGCAUAUGGCUGAGAAGCUUAUAGGAUUGUACUCUAAACUUGGGAGAGUGGAAGAAAUGGAGCAGCUACUUCAAGAUUUAAUGAAGUCCAAUCCAAACAUGGGUGUCUUGUCGCAGGUGCACUAUGGAAUUAUAAGGAUGUAUGCGCUGUCAGAUAGGUUGGAUGAUUUAGAAUAUUCUGUUGGGAGGAUGUUGAAGCACGGAAUAUCAUUCAAAUCUGCAGAUGAUGUUGAGAAGAUAAUCUGUUCAUAUUUCAGGCAAGCAGCUUAUGAUAGGUUAGAAUUGUUUUUGGAGUGUGUAAAGGAUUCUUACAAGCUUAUGAGAUCAACUUAUGAUUUAUUGAUUGCCGGCUAUAGAAGAGCUGGGUUAUCUGAGAAGUUGGAUAAGGUGAUAAAGGACGUACAGUUAGAUGGAGUUUUAUAAUUUACAUAACAGGUUGCUGGCAAAUUUCUGAGUUCUUUAAUGAGCUUUCUUGUUUGUCCCGUUGAAGCAUCAUUGGCUGAAAUGGAAGCAGAAGCUUUUUCUCGGCCAUAUGAAUGGUCAUUAUUAGAAACUGGGGCAAAAUAAAAGCAAGCAACAGACAAUUAUAUUUUGCUGCUGUGCAUGUUAUAUUUAUGGUAAUUUUCUCAAGAAGAUUUCAGCUAGCCCAUCUCAUCAUUGAAAAGGUACUUAGUGGAAUCCAGGAGAUAUUAGCCUUCUUAACUUGGCUUCUUUGCACAAACUCAGAAUUAGUGAAAAACAUUUGCUAUAGAGCCCUGAUUUUUCAACAAGGAGAUGUGGAACAGGGACAUGGGUUGAAAAUUUCUUUGGUUCUCUUCAACAGGUAAGCAGUAGUAGCAAUAAAUUAGUCCACCUUUCAAGCCAGUGCCAAUGUCUUUCUGUUAGUCUGAGCAGUUUCAUAUAAAGAAGAAAUACAGGCUGCACUAAUAGCAGAAGGGAUUUGGAAGGCAAUUAUGAUUGUGAUUUGUGAUUAUGAGUUUUAUGCCUCCACUCAGCAGGAAGGAUGCCGCCAGAGUAUGCAGAGCAAGCAAUGUUCGAAAUAUUCAUUUAAAUGAUAUGGGAUGGAAAAGACGGUUCUUGGGAGCUGCCAAAGUUAUUUGUCACUUUUUUGGCUGCUUUUUACCAGCAUUUUAUUCAGGAAGAUUUUUUUGAUGCACUACACUUAUUGAAUUGAGGCAAGUUGAGGCAAGCCUUGACCCAACAAUAGGGUGGCACGUGCAAACUUAGAGGUUACAUGUUCAAGUCUCAAGGACGUCAAAUGUGAAGGUAAGGUUAGGUGCAUCAUACCUUCCUGAGAUCCAUGAUUUGGGGCAGGUGCCUUCUGCACUGGUUGUCAUUAUACUUUCUGAAUUUCACCCUUCAAUGUUUUGCUCUUGAUAUUCAGUUCACUUUUCAUGUUAAUCAAAUGGAAGUAUUUUAUUAAUAUACAUACAUUUAAGGAUUGAGUUAA